Cucumis sativus (cucumber) is the source of this 1875-nucleotide messenger RNA. RefSeq names its product glutathione gamma-glutamylcysteinyltransferase 3. The transcript is spliced from 8 exons. NCBI's taxonomy places the organism in Eukaryota, Viridiplantae, Streptophyta, Magnoliopsida, Cucurbitales, Cucurbitaceae. Gene Ontology annotation, biological process: cellular detoxification of cadmium ion; response to metal ion; phytochelatin biosynthetic process. Gene Ontology annotation, molecular function: metal ion binding; glutathione gamma-glutamylcysteinyltransferase activity. Bases 344 to 1627 code for a protein of 427 amino acids. The record is from RefSeq and is a predicted model, not a curated record.
UGCUGAACUUUCCACUGUGCCCGAAAAAAACAUGGAGGAGACUUCCAUGAAAAAUAUUCAAAAUUCUCAAGAAUUUCCCUUCCAUUUUCUCCUCACAUUCAUUGGGGUCCUUCAAAUAUCGAAUCUUGACAAUCCUUCUUUCCUCUAAUGGCGGUUGCUGGAUUUUAUCGCAGAGUUCUUCCUUCUCCUCCCGCUGUUGAUUUUGCUUCUUCCGAGGGAAAGCUUUUGUUUACUGAGGCCCUUGGAGAUGGAACUAUGGAAGGGUUUUUUAGAUUGAUUUCUUACUAUCAAACCCAAUCAGAACCGGCUUAUUGUGGACUAGCAACUCUUGCUGUUGUUCUCAAUGCUCUUUCUAUUGAUCCCGGUAGAAAAUGGAAAGUUUUUAUUUUCUUCAGGACCAUGGAGAUGGUUUGAUGACACUAUGCUUGACUGCUGUGAACCUUUGGCAAAGAUCAAAACGGAUGGAAUCACAUUUGGUAAGGUUGCGUGCUUGGCUCGGUGCAAUGGUGCUAAAGUGCUAGCUUUUAGGACAAAUGAAAGCACAAUUGAUGAUUUUCGUAAGCACGUUAUAUCAUGUUCAUCUUCUGAAGACUGUCAUGUGAUCACUUCCUACCAUAGAGGAGUUUUUAAGCAGACUGGAACUGGUCAUUUCUCACCAAUUGGGGGUUAUCAUGCUGGAAAAGACAUGGUUCUCAUCUUGGAUGUUGCACGUUUUAAGUAUCCUCCUCACUGGGUUCCACUUACCCUAUUGUGGGAUGCCAUGAACACAAUUGAUGGUGCAACAGGACUAACUAGAGGAUACAUGAUUUUAUCAAAGCUAACUAGGGGACCGUCUAUUCUUUACACUCUGAGUUGUCAAGAUGACGGUUGGAAUGAUACUAUAAAAUACUUAACAGAAGAAGUUCCUUUACUUCUGAAAACUGAAAAUGUGAAAAGUGUAGAGGAAUUACUUUCUGAAGUAUUUAAAUUGCCACCUCAAAAUCUCAAGAACUUUAUCAAAUGGGUUGCAGAAGUUCGGGAGCAAGAGGAUGGGAAUGUAAAACUAAAUGCAGAGGAGAAAGGAAGACUGGCUGUCAAGGAGGAGAUAUUGGAACAACUACGAGCGACUGAACUCUUCAAACAUAUCAAACAGUGGUUGGCAUCUGGGACUCUAUGUGAAGGCUCCGAAUCUUUGUUUAACAAAGAUGAAUUAUCCGAAAUUGCUGCAACGGUUUGUUGUCAAGGGGCAGAAACUUUAGCUGCAAAAUCUUGCUCAGCUGAUCAACGUUUGUCCAAAACCGAUAUCCAUCUUUUGAAUGCUGAAAAUGAGAAGUCAGCAGUGGUGAUGUCAGGGACUGUUGUUACUAAUGCUAUCAAAGAAGGAGUAGAUAUGUUGGUACCUUUAUGUAAAACAGAAUCAAGUCAUAUUUCAGAUGAGUGUUGUUGUCAAUGGCCAUCUGUUAUUGAUGUUCUUACCAUAUUGUUGCUAUCACUGCCCCAACAUAUUUGGUUCAACCUUAAAGAUGAGAAGUUGUUGGCCGACAUUAAUAGGCUUGUUGGAGAAAACUACCUUCCGGCUUUGCUUCAGGAUGAGGUUCUGCACUUGAGAGAACAAAUGCACUUUCUUAUGACUGAUCUCAGCUCUUAAUCCUCCUCUUCUUCACACAACUUUCCAAUGGUAAGUUCAUAUUUCUUUUUGCGACAGUGUUGAGAAUUUAUAACCAUGGUAUAGUAUUUCACCAUAUAUACCCAAUUAAAUAAACUAAUUAGUUACUUUUAAAAGUUUUAAAUAUUGUAUUGAAGUUCAGUUUUAUUGUUAGUCUUUGUAUCUUGCCAAUAGACUCAUUUCUAAGAUUAUAUCAAUAAGAGAACUCUCUGAUUAUUUGAGAAAUUAUA